This is a messenger RNA of Eleginops maclovinus (Patagonian blennie), 5709 nucleotides long. Its product is annotated as E3 ubiquitin-protein ligase MARCHF6-like. NCBI's taxonomy places the organism in Eukaryota, Metazoa, Chordata, Actinopteri, Perciformes, Eleginopidae. Gene Ontology annotation, cellular component: endoplasmic reticulum membrane. The record is from RefSeq and is a predicted model, not a curated record. The transcript is spliced from 26 exons. The coding region runs from base 238 to 3027 and encodes 929 amino acids. Gene Ontology annotation, molecular function: zinc ion binding.
CAAAUAGCGCACAACACGAUGUGGAGUUGGACAUGUCCUGACCGCUAGCCGAAGUACUAUGAAGAGAAAGGGCUUUAUUUAAUUACGAAACGUAUGGUCACGUCAAAGACCUUCGGAGCUUGAACUGAACAGUAACAUAAAAUGUUUACAUGAAGAUAGAAGGCGGUUGUCGUUUUCUUUUUACUGACUGACUGGGCUGACUGUUGAGGAGCAGGGCUGCCUUAUUAGCCAGUCAAGAUGGACACCGCUGAGGAAGCGGACAUCUGUCGGGUAUGUCGGUCGGAGGGUAGCCAGGACAAGCCUCUCUACCAUCCCUGUGUCUGCACUGGCAGCAUCAAGUUUAUCCAUCAAGAAUGCUUACUGCAGUGGUUGAAACACAGCAGAAAAGAAUACUGUGAAUUAUGCAAACACAGGUUUGCAUUUACACCAAUCUACUCUCCAGACAUGCCAUCCCGCUUGCCUGUCCAGGACAUCUUUGCAGGACUGGUCACCAGUAUUGGAACAGCCAUCAGAUACUGGUUCCAUUAUACACUGGUUGCCUUUGCCUGGCUAGGGGUGGUGCCUCUCACAGCAUGUCGCAUCUACAAGUGUUUAUUUACCGGCUCUGUGAGCUCUCUCCUUACGCUGCCAUUAGAUAUGCUUUCAACGCAAAACCUGCUAGCAGACUGCCUCCAGGGCUGUUUUGUGGUCACUUGCACACUGUGCGCCUUCAUCAGCCUGGUGUGGCUUAGAGAGCAAAUAGUCCACGGUGGCGCUCCUCAGUGGUUAGAGCAGAAUCCUCCGCCUCUGGUUCCUAACCAGCAGAACGGCCUUGCAGCAGCCAAUGAGGUUCCGGGUGCUAACGCUGGUGUCAACGCACAGGCUGCCGCAGAAGCCCCGCCCCCUGCAGACCCUGCCCCAGACGGGCUGCCUCCUGCCGACCCCCAAGAAGCUGGCAGAGAUGAGGCGGAACUUGACGACGAGGAUGAGGACGAUGAUGGGGAAGAAGACGAGGAUGAGGACGAUGAGGAAGGCAGGGAAGAGGACGCUGCUGAUGCUAACAAUGGAGGACAAGAAGAUUUGAACUGGAACGCCCUGGAGUGGGACCGCGCAGCAGAGGAGCUGACCUGGGAAAGGAUGCUGGGACUGGAUGGCUCUUUAGUUUUUUUGGAACAUGUGUUCUGGGUGGUGUCUCUCAACACCCUUGUCAUCCUCGUCUUUGCUUUUUGCCCGUAUCACAUCGGCCAUUUCUCCGUGGUUGGACUGGGCUUUGAAGAUUAUAUCAAAGCUUCACACUUUGAUGGCCUCGUCACCACCAUACUGGGGUACAUCCUCCUGGCUGGAAAUCUCAUACUCUUCCAUUCCUUAACUUGCCCUCUUCAGGCGUUUGCUUCAUUGGUAAGGUUCCAGCGGUGCAGACGUCUCGUGGGUGUGUUCUACAUCGUCGUCAAGGUGUCCCUGCUGGUUGUCAUGGAGAUAGGCUUGUUCCCGCUGAUUUGUGGCUGGUGGCUCGACAUUUGCUCGCUGGAAAUGUUUGAUGCGACUCUGAAAGACAGGAAGCAGAGUUUCGACUCCGCCCCCGGUACCACCAUGUUCCUCCACUGGCUGGUGGGCAUGGUCUACGUCUUCUACUUCGCCUCCUUCAUCCUGCUGCUCAGAGAGGUGCUCCGGCCCGGUGUGCUGUGGUUCCUGAGGAACCUGAACGAUCCAGACUUUAACCCGGUCCAGGAGAUGAUCCACCUGCCCAUCUACAGACACCUGCGCAGGUUCAUCCUCUCUGUGGUCGUGUUUGGCUCCAUAGUUCUGCUAAUGCUUUGGCUUCCUAUCAGAAUCAUUAAACUGCUCUUCCCAAACUUCCUGCCCUACAAUGUCAUGCUGUACAGCGAUGCCCCCGUCAGCGAGCUGUCGUUGGAGCUGCUUCUGCUUCAGGUGGUGCUUCCGGCGCUGCUGGAGCAGGGCCACACUCGCCAGUGGCUCAAACGCCUCGUCCACGCCUGGACCUUCACCGCUGGAUACAUGCUUGACCUUCACUCCUACCUGCUUGGGGACCAUGAAGACGAUGAGGAUGAUAAUCCAAACAACAACCCUCCCGAUCGCCAUAACAACAGGUUCCCUGGCCUGGGGGAGGGGCUUCACGCUGCCCAUCAGGCCAUUCUGCAGCAGGGCGGUCCUAUCGGCUUUCAGGCGUACCAGCGGCCCGUCGACUUCCCCCUCAAGAUCAUCCUGCUGGUCGUCUUCAUGUGUGUGACGCUGCUGAUGGCUAGUCUGAUCUGCCUCACACUGCCGGUGUUUGCUGGCCGCUGGCUGAUGUCGUUCUGGAUGGGCAGCGCCAUGGUCCAUGAGCUGUACACGGCGGCCAGCGGACUGUACAUCUGCUGGCUGUCCAUCCGAGCCGCCACCGUGGUGCUGUCCUGGAUGCCACAGGGACGCACCAUCAUCCUGAUCAAAGUCCACGAGUGGAGCCUCAUGAUCCUGAAGACCCUGGUGGUGGCCGUGCUGUUGGCCGGGGUGAUUCCUCUGCUGCUAGGUCUGCUGUUCGAGCUGGUCAUCGUCGCUCCUCUCAGAGUGCAGCUGGACCAGACACCUCUCUUCUACCCCUGGCAGGACUGGGCCCUGGGCGUGCUUCAUGCUAAAAUCAUCGCUGCCAUCACACUGAUGGGCCCCCAGUGGUGGCUCAAAACUGUCAUCGAGCAGGUGUACGCUAACGGUAUCCGCAACAUCGACCUCCACUUCAUCGUGCGGGGUCUGGCGGCACCCGUUAUCUGCGUCCUGCUGCUGUCUCUCAGUGUUCCUUACACUAUCUCUAAAGGCAUCACACCGCUGCUGGGUGUGACACCAGAGAUGCAGAUCCUGGUGGAGCGGAGGAUCUAUCCCUUGCUAAUGAUGGUGGUCAUCCUGUUGGCCAUCCUGUUCUUCCAGAUACGACAGUUCAAACGCCUCUACGAACACAUCAAGAACGACAAAUACCUGGUGGGUCAGCGUCUGGUGAAUUAUGAGCGUAAGAACGGCAGGAGGACGUCUAUCUCCUCUUACGGCCCCUCCCCUUAAACGAUAGAGCCGACUCACUAUGCACAGCGCUGGGAUCUGACUUUUCCUCAGCUCCUGUGGUGAAACUUUUUUUCUCCGUUUGCUCUGUGCUUUUCUGUCAAAUGCCAACUUCAAACAAUCUCUAAACUUUCACCUGCAGCCUAGUCUUCUUAUUCAACUCCUGCUGUGAGACAUUGAGGAAUGAAGACAAACAAGUCUUCAUGGAACAUUUCAAUUUCCAGGUUUUUCUGCCAGCAUGAUUGGAGCUCAUCAAAAACGCUGUUGACUGUCAGCCCUGUUUAAUGUGUCCGUUUGUGUCUGAGCUGACAUUUUAAGCUGUAAUUAUAUCAUUUUUUAAAAAUAGGUUUGAGUUGAAGUCAGGUCAGUUGAGCACAGCUUUUACUUCAGAUUGUUCUUCCCCUUUGAAUGCGUGCCGUGAAAUGUCGUCUAGCUCACACUGAAGUGUCUCUUAAUGGGACGUUUUUGACAUUUCAGAGCUGCAGAGGCGAUAUUUGCACGGGAAUGCCUCUGUGUUCCCGUUCCGAUUGUCGAUUCGUAUCAAAUGAUACUCUUCAUCAAAUUGAGGUCGUCAGUGAUAAUGAGGGACAUGAAGAUGUAGCAUUGUGAUUGUAUUCGUGUUUGUUUUUAGAUGUUUUUUAAAUUAAUUUUAGUGUUACAUUUCUGGAGUGAGCUGUUAAAUAAUUUCCAGAAGAAGUGAAGAAAGAAAAUUAUAUUUUUUGACACUCUGGAAACAGCCGAGGACAUGUUUUUUUUUCUUACAAUGUUCUCGCGUACAUUGUAAAAACUGUCUGGAAUGUGUGCUACGUUCCCACAGGAGAGGAAAAUUCAUUACGUUUGUUUUUUUACUAACAUUUUAACUGGAAAAACAUCCUCACAGCAUUUCUGCCGGUGUUACAUCCUGUGACUGACACUGAUUUUACGGAAAUAUUUAUUCUGAUGGAUGAAAAAUAUUGCUGCUAAUUAGCUGUUUCAACAACUGUUUGAACACUGACUUUCCUUACCAAGGGAAGGUGAACUACAGACACUGCAUUAAUAGUACUAACUCAAAAAGAGUGUCCAUGUAUGCAGAUAUAAUUAAAACAACUCCUACCAACAUAUAUAAACGUUAGAUUUUCCCAUAAAACUGUUUAGGCGACUUCUUGUUUACACAGUCGAAUGCUUUCGAUUGGAUGAAGCAAAUUUUUCGCUAGAAAAUAUUUUAUCAUUACUGGUCUUCACUAGCUAAGACAUUCCCUGUGUUUCACUGGUGCAACCUCAUUUAGUAAAAUACUUGGGUUUUAAAUGAUUAUACUAGAACUUAUGAAGGAUUUUACACACAAACAAGGGAAGGGGUUUAGCUGGUCCAUCCCAAUCUUACCCAUUUCCCCUGAAGGCAAAAGUUGUAUUUCAUAAAAAGGUACUUAUUUCACAAGGCCUCUAAAGUCCACUGCUCGGAUAUCUACCAGUCUAAAAUGAUGUAUAAAAAGGAAAACCAAAAAUAAAAUGGGAAAUCCUUAGUGGCUUAAACGACCCUGAGAGCUAAGGCCAACUGAAGAACGAUGUAGAAGCAAAAAAUGCAUAGAGUAAAUAAAAAUUCAAAUUAUAUAUUUUUGGAAUCACUUUUCUAAACAAGCUACUAUGAAAUAUAAAGUGGUAUACUGCUAUUUAAGAUUUUCAGCACAAUUUACAAAGAUGGUUAGCUUAGCUUAGCAUAGCGUCUGUAAAUUGGAAAAAGAAUAACCUGGAUCUGAAGCUCACUAAUUAGCAUUUUCUUGUAAAAAAAUAAUGUAUUUCACUUUUCACAAGGGGGUUGGAUGCUGGAAUUAUGUCAUAGCAGGGGGCAAACAAUAGAAAAAGAAAGUUCCCAGAAUGUUCAAUCAUUUUUUGACGUUCGGAACAUUUCAGUUUUGACGGACACUUGGGUGAUGUUUUCUCAACAGUUUCAGAAUUUUGAGUCAGAAGUUAGAUUUCUAAUCACAUACAAAUCCAAAUAGUUGCAAUUAAAUAAGAAUAAUUGAUUUAAAAAAUGUCAAGAUUGUUACGACAUAAUAUAGUUUAAAUUAAAAUAACAAGCAUUAGCCUUUCUUUCAAACUGCCAGUAAAAACGGAGUUCUCUCUUCCUGACUAGAUUUUGUUUCUUAAGGGUUACAAUGAUGAUCUGGUAGUAAAGUUUUUUUGCUUUUUUUCAUGCAAUUGUUUGAAUGUGUUGCUGCACUUUAUACCACAGUUUGCAACCAUUUCAGAAUCCAUUGUCACACAAUCAACAUGUUUGAUUUCCCUCCCACUGACACACACAGAUAAAUCAGUAUUUCACUGUGUUGAUUUUGCAAAAUGGGUUUGACUUAAAAGAUGAUCGUUUUUUGACAGUGCAUUUGUGUUUCAUUAGGAGUUUAGUAAACAAACUGAUUUUCUAUUGAUAUGGAAUGUAAAUGAUGUUAACUUUAGUGCCGACGGCUUUAGUGCUGCUUUGUGGAAUGCUCCAAUUAGAUACAUGAUGCUAUAAAGUGACCUUUAAGUAUCCUCGUGAACUGAGCUGGACACUUCGAAUUUUGGUCUUCAAUUUCAAUUUCUAGAAGCAAAUGAUUUAUAUUUUUAUAUGUGCAAAAAAACGCAAUGGCAUGUACUGCAUCAUAGAGGUAUGUGCUUUAAGGUCUAUCCAAUGUUGGUUCAGUAAUAUGAAGCAAUAAAAAAUUGUUGAAAUGA